Molecule: messenger RNA, 3540 nt
Organism: Sclerotinia sclerotiorum 1980 UF-70
Lineage: Eukaryota; Fungi; Ascomycota; Leotiomycetes; Helotiales; Sclerotiniaceae
Exons: 4
Coding region: 1-3540 (1179 amino acids)
Molecular function (GO): RNA-DNA hybrid ribonuclease activity; nucleic acid binding
Source: RefSeq, a predicted model, not a curated record
AUGGCUACCCCAAGCCCCCCAAACCUCUCUAAAACACUUUCCGACAAGGCCAGCAACCUUCUCAAUAAGGUCAACGAUGCUCAAUCCAUCUUCAACCCAGUUACCCAACUCCUAGAUACCUACCUAGGCUCUGAGGAAGUCCGCGCUCUCCCACCGAGUUCACGAAAACUCCUCACCUCCCUUUGCCUUGAGUUUAAGGCAACCAUCGAACAGCACUUCGACGCCUUUGUUACUGGUCAUCCCCCCCCUAGGGGAGCUACUACUCCGCCUGAGCCAUAUAUAUACAAAGAUACCUCAAGAAAAAUCACCAAAACUCACCCCUUCUACGAAAUCUUCACUCCAUUAGACGAUUGGAAGGAAAACCCUCGUGUCCUCACCUAUAUCAGAAAAGAAAUAGGAAUUCAGAUCAACCAGAUCAGACCGAUAAUCUCCAGAGAUCUAAUAUUUAUACAAUUAAUAUCUACAAAUAAUACAAUAUUUACCAUUAUAAAUAUUUACAACGCUCCAACACAAUGCACAGAUGGCAAUCAAGCCAUCAAGGCACUCUUUGAACUCCAAAACUUCCCAAACAACGCCAUCCUACUAGGCGACUUCAACCUCCACCACCCCAACUGGAAUCCCCUCCAUCCAUCCCCUUCAACGCUAGCCGAACCCUUUGUAGAAUGGUCAAACUCCCGGAAUCUACACCUCAUCUCCCCAAUCGGAACUCCUACUCACUCAAAGGGAAACGUCUUGGACCUCACCUUCCUCUCAGGGCCCUAUACAGCGUAUACCGCCCUCGCUGAACAACUAGAGUGCACCUCAGAUCACAGCACCCUAAAAACCUACCUUCACUGGAAUUACCGAAGCCAAAAGCCUGCAAAGAAACUCAAGCUAAAUACAUUGAAUGAAACGCUCUUUAAAGACCUACUAGAAACUAAUCUCACCAACAUUGCAGCUAUCCCCAGGACACCCUCUCUAAGAGACCUAGAUCAAGCCGCAUCAUCCCUUACACAAGCCCUUACAAAAGCCUAUACAGGAUCUGCAAGAAGAUCCAUAAACGGGCCCCUUCAACAACCUUGGUGGAACAAGGACUGUAUAAAGGCUGUGUAUAAACAUAGAAUCACCAAUACACCUACAUCCAAACGCUCUCUUCGGAAAACAGUCCGAAAAGCAAAACACACCUUCUAUAUUACGAAAGUGGAUAAAGUAGAAGAUAUAAACGAUCCGAGGUUGACGACAUCCCAUUAUACCAACCCAAGAUCAUACCGACCAAUUGCCUUGCUCUCGGUCCUAGGCAAAGGCCUCGAAAGACUCAUUGCGAAGAAGGUAUCAUGGCUUGCUCUAAACUACCAAGUCCUAGCGAACCAGCAGCUCGGAGCUCUACCCUUGCGAUCCUCAGUGGACCUCACCACUUGCGUUACACACGACAUUGAGGCAUCCUUAAAACAAGGGUUAAAGACCACCCUGCUCACAAUGGAUGUAAAAGGUGCUUUUGACGCAGUGCUACCAGGAAGACUAGUGAAUCGCCUUCGGGAACAAGGAUGGCCAAACAACCUGGUUAGAUGGGUUCAGUCCUUCGCCACUAAUCGAUCCAUCAAGAUCCGACUAGACGGCGAGACUGGCCCGGAAACAAAGCUAGAAUGCGGUCUUCCUCAAGGUUCACCGAUCUCCCCGAUCCUGUUCAUGCUCUACAUCGCGCCUCUCUUCUGGAUGGGCAAACCACAGAGCAGAUUCGGAUAUGCAGACGAUAUCGCGAUACUAGCGACAUCAAACUCACUACAGACAAACUGCGAUUCUCUAAAAAUGGAUAUGCAAGAAACUCUCGAAUGGGGAAAAACCGAAGGUAUCACUUUUGACCCCAAGAAAUCUGAGCUUAUACACUUCUAUAAAGGACACCGAACACUAACGGAUACCCCUGCAAUACACACCGGAUCUAUGAAUAUAGAGGUCAAACCUGGCCCGCUCAAAUGGCUCGGAGUCCACUUCGAUAGGAAACUAUGCUUCAAACCACAUGUCCAGAUCCUCGCAGCCAAAGCCCUCAAGGGAGCCAACGCACUGAGAUCCCUCAGCAAUACACACCGAGGGAUACCCCCAUAUCUCACCAGGAAAGUGGCUGAAGCCUGCAUACUCAAAAAGUGCUAUUUCGCCUCGGAAACGUGGUGGCCAGGCCGAACCAGAACAAAGAAGAAUGCCCUAAACAACCCGAUCUCGAUCUCAAAUGUAGUGGACAGCCAUCUAAGCUUACUCAACAAAGUGGUAAUCACCUGUACAAGGGCAAUCCUCCCAGUAUACAAAACCACAAACACAGCAGUACUCUACGAGGAAGCCAAACUCAGACCAUCCGAGAUCGAGCUAAACCUGAUUUCACAAUUAUAUGCGGCACGAACCACCAGACUAGACCUUUACCAUCCUCUCAGGAUCAGAGCAGAGAACAUAACCAAAGCCAGAGAAUAUAACCGCACCCCAGAUACAAGAUUCGCAAGGCUCAUCACAGCAUUACCGGAGACUGAACACAUAAACCCCUUGGCCUUCCCACCCUGGGAAAUCAGAGAGUCGAGGGCAGAGGCCGAGGCCCGCAUCAAUGGUCCGAUGGGCAGAACGAAGGCACAAGCAGCCGAAGACUUCAAAGCCUUCCACGCCAAGAUCCCAAGAAGCGAUAUACAAAUCUUCUCGGAUGGCUCAAAAAGUGAAAGCAAGGAUGGCGCAACUGGGGGCGGAUUCGUAAUCUCACAAUUCGAUAUUCAGAUAGCACACCAUUCUUUCUCAUUAGGCACAAAUGCAGAAGUGUUCGAUGCAGAAGCCACAGCCGCAGUAGCAGGGGCAGCAAAAGCCCUCACUCUAGCAUCAACCAAACUGGCCACAGAUCUCUGGAUCUUCUUAGACAACCACGAGGCUGCUCUCCGAUUAGGAUCCCACUUCAAUGGUUCCUCACAGAGAGUCUUUGAAGACUUUCUGAAGCUCACACAAGCUUGGGCUGUUAGACCAAGGCUCCCACACACCUCCCCCGGGAAAAUCCGCGUCCGAUGGGUCCCAGGGCACCUGGAUAUCCCUGGCAACGAAAUAGCUGACAAAGCCGCUAAGGAAGGAACAAAACUCCCCUUUCCCCUCAACCCGAUCUGUACGCUAGCAUCCCUAAAAAGAAUGAUCAGAACAAGGGCCAACAAAGCAGACGAACAAUUAUGGAAUACAGUCAGCCCACAAUACUACAAAGAUCUCCAAUUCAACCACACUUCUAAUACAGACACCCUCUCUCUGAAGAGAGCCACACUCCACCAUAUUCUCGCUAUCAGAUCACAGCAUGGCGACUUCGCAGCAUACCAUGAACGCUUCAAUCACACUACAGCCCACGUCCAUUGCUCGUGCGGUAAAAGGAAAACUCCAUUACACUUUUUCUUUUGCAAAAAAGGAAAAGCCUUCAAAGCGCUCACAAAGAGCCCCCCCUCCGAAGCUAUCCCCUGGCUUCUAAGAAAUCCCACCGGUAUAGCCAAACUAGCCGAAUGGCUAGAAUACACCAAGUUCUACACAAAAAUCUGCCCGUGGCACACAGGUGCAAGAUAA